This is a messenger RNA of Pocillopora meandrina, 27760 nucleotides long. Lineage: Eukaryota; Metazoa; Cnidaria; Anthozoa; Scleractinia; Pocilloporidae. The record is from the annotation of a GenBank genome assembly.
CUGUGUGUUUUGCCGUCUAGUCUUGUGGUGAAGAAAUAUUCAGAAUGGCUGAGGUAGAUUCUCGUCAAAUUGCUAUUCUAGAAACCGUCGAAGAUAUUCAAAACCGUCGUGAACAGGUUUUGCGGCGCUAUGCAGAGUUCAAAGAAGCAACUCGGGUUCGGCGCCAGCGCUUGGAAGAUGCCAAGCGCUACCAUCAAUUCAAACGUGAUGCUGAUGAAGUGGAAGCUUGGAUCAAUGAGAAACUUCAGAUCGCUUGCGACGAAAACUACAGAGAUCCAACCAACCUUCAGGUAGGUUUUGAAAGGAUUAAGAGACAACUAUGGUCAAUACUUUAGUGCUUUAUUUGCCAUUUAGGAUUCAAAGCUUGCUCUCCUUCGACAACGCCCCAAGCAAACCUUUGUCGAGAAUACAAAAUUUAUUCGCUUGAUUUUACUUGGUUUGAUGCAGAUUGUGAGUAAAAGAUCGGGUUUUACAUAUUUUCUGACCUGUUUUUGAUAAAAUGUUACUUGUGUGUAGAUCUCAUGGAGAAAUAGUUUUCACAACAGUCUGUGUCACAAAAUAUCACGCUGGAAUUCAUGUGCGUGACCAGACAUUACUUAGACGCCAUACAGCAGUUUGAUUGAUCAAAUUUAGAAAUUCGCGAUCACUCUUCCAUGGCGCGAUGGGCUAUGAGAUGAUCGAGUGCGAAAUCAUCUAAAGGAAAGUGCCACAAGAAUUAUUAUGUGAACUCUGGUCUGAUCUCAGCAAAGUGCAACCAUAUAUACUAUGCAAAUUAUUCAAAGCACGCGCCACGUUCGAAUGGAGCAGCUGGUUACUAGAAAGCGCCAGAAACUCUGAUUAAUUAAUCUUCGCUGAGUGGCGUGAUCAACUCAAUCGUGCUUUAUCAUCUGGUUUCUUAGAUUGAGUAAUUCGUGUAAGUCGCAACGUUUUGAGUCGGAAAGUUGUUUUGCUAAUCUGCAUCGAAUGUUGAAACGAACAGAUUUUGUGAAUUACUACGUACACAAUGCAUGAAUUCAGAUUUUGAAUAAAAAAGUAAUGAUAAGCAGGGAACUUGAAGAGUGCUGCAAGAAUCAUCUCCCCUCUUACUCUCUCUUACUAGCAAUAUAUGAGUUGACCUAAUCAAGUGUGCAUAGUUUCAAUGCCCAAUACUUUGAUAUGGGGUAUACAAUUCAUCAUCAUUGAUCAUUUAGCCAUUAGUAAAGAACAGCAAAAUUUUGUUUGCACCAGCCCAUAUCUCUUUGGAGUUGAAACAAAUCAGUUAUAUGAAUAAAUUGCUAAUAAGUUUUGUUAGCUUCCAAACUAAAGGGAGAAAGUACAAACUAUGAUCAAUACAAGGAUGUUUUAUCUGCUCUCAUGGAUUCAAAGUUUGAUCUUGUUUGUCAAUGCCCAGAGCAAACUUUUGUUGAUAUUACAACGUUUAUCUUAUCUCUGAUCAGAGUUGAAACUAAUAUAUUAUAUAAGUGUAUUAUUAGUAAGUUUUUUUAGCUUCCACCUGGUCUGAAUGUCAUUGUUGAAGAUUUCCACAUAGCCCUAUAUUUCACUAUGUUUACAGUUCUUGGAUUAUGGGAACAAUGGCAAAAACAACAGAUUGUAUUUGGGACAAUGGCUUUGUUUUAGAAUAGUCUGGGAAAUGAGGAAAUAUGUCUAAAACUUCAACAACCUCAACAUAAAUGCUUUCAAAAAAUGUUUUUAAUAUACACAUCCAUCCAAUUUUUAUGAACUGAAAAAUUUUUAUGAUUCGAGAACAUUACCAAACUAUAAAAGGCUAAAAUUUACUUUAAUAUUUUACUUUUCUUUCUAAUAGUGUUAAUGACACAUUUUCACCUCAAUGUAGCAUACAAACCUUAUUUUGGAUGCAAAAUACAAGUAGCUUGGGAAACAAUCUGCAAAAUGUUUUGGUUUUAACUGUGCAAUUGUCAUCUUUGUGUUGUCCAGGGUAAACUCCAGAAACAUCAGGCGUUUGAAGCAGAGAUUUCAGCUCACAGCAAUGCCAUUGUUGAACUCCAAGAAAAUGGUGAAGGCAUGAUCAGUGAGUCCCACUAUGCCUCUGAACUUAUCAGGGUGAGUUUCAAUUAGUGCCUUUAUUUUGUUCCUAAAUACUACAUGCAAAAGAUAUCCAUGCAUUUUGAUUUCACUUAAGAUAUAAAACACAGCUUGCAGAGAUGAGGGCAAACCCACAGUUUUUUCAUUUGAAAGAAUUGCAUUUCCCAGGAAGGAGAUUCAUGCAAAUUGUGUAACUUAUACAAACUGUGAGAUUAGGAGUGAGAGUAGAAAAUCAAAAAGUCUUUGAAGAAGGGAAAUGAAACUUGCCUUUGCCAAAACAUGGGAAACAAAACUAACAAGUAAAUAGCUAAUAAAAUGAACUUGACUGUAACAAGCUUAUAUGAGAAUUUUAAUUGGCUUUCGAUGAUCAUUUUUUCUUUUAUUAAAUUAGAAACAAAUACUCAACACAUCCUCAAAUGAUCAUUUCUUCAACAGGAACGUCUUGACUCACUCAUCAAGCUAUGGGAAUUGCUGCUGUCCAAAUCAGCAGAGAAAGGCCGCAUGCUUCUCUUUACUCAGAAAAGAGUCCACUUCUUGCAUGAAACAGAGGAAGUUAUGUCAUGGAUUUUAGAAAAAGUGAGUCCUGAUUAUACCUGUAGAUAUUUUAAAUGCUCAUUGCAGAUAUCUUUGCAUCAGUAAUAUUGUCAUUCCAACCUUUGUAAUAAGAAAUAUUUUCAUUUCAACUUUUCUCCUUGUGGAUGUAAAUGUAGCAAACUAAAAAAAAAAUACACGUAUAUUAUUCAGUACUAAAAGUAUGCACAAUAUUUUAUACUUAAGUAAAGUUGUUUUUUGAAAAAUGUAGGGUUUCUGCAUUUUCCAUGGAUUUUCAGUUUCAUUGAAAAGUCUGUUAGUAAAAUUGUUAUUGUUUUGUUUGUUAUUCAGGAAGCAAUUGCCACUUCUGAAGAAGUAGGAAGAGAUUUGGAACAUGUGGAAGUUCUUCAGAAGAAAUUUGAGGACUUCUUGAAGGAUAUUCAGGCAAAUGAAUCAAGGGUCACAUACAUCAAUGAGCUUGCACAUCAACUUGGAGAUGAGGGUCAUCCAGAUAUAGAACUGAUCAGUACAAAGCAAGCGGUAAGAAGUUAAAGCUUAGCUGGAUAAAAUAAGCUUGAAUCAGGUAUUAAUGAUUCAAGGAGAACUUAUUUUAUAGCUCUAUCAGAGGAGCAUGCAAUGUGAUGAUAAAUCCUUGUAGGAUUGUCUGCACAGGGUGACCUUUUCCAGAACAAGCAAAAAAGGAAAUCACAUACUCUUCUCUGUUUUUUGAAGUUAAGCAAGUUUGUUCAGGUUGUCAACAUGUUCAGUGGACAUACAUUGUGCCCUUUCAGGAUUGGGUACCUGGAAUGUUGUAUUUCUGUUAUUGUUCAAUUUAGUUCCCUCCUUCAAAUAUUGAAUGUGUCUGUUAAUAGUGCCUAUACCCUUGAAGGCACUGCUUUUAGGUACAUAUCCUCAACUUAAAUCAAACUUUCUGCUUGUACAUGAAAAACUUAAUAAUAGCAGCCUUUCAUGUUAGCCCUUUAAUAGACACGCCUUCAAUUUAUAGGGCUUUAAUACAUGUUAAGUUACUGGUUUUUUAAUUUUAGGAAGUCAAUGAAGCUUGGGAAAGGCUGAAGAUGCUGGCACUCAAACGUCAGAAGAGACUGGCAGGUGCCCAGCAAAUACACAGCUUCUAUCGGUAAGAAGCCAUGUUAUUCUUGGUAAUACUACUUUUGCUUUGCUCUAACUUUUUUUAAUCGUAAAACAGGGUUUAUGUCAAAAACGGUUAUGGCAGAAGGAAAGUUUAAGGUAACAGGAAAAAGUUUCAACUGGUCAGAAUGAAAUUUACAUGUAGCUCAGGUUAUAAAAACAUAGAUGGAGAAUUUCAUGCAUAGGUCAGAGAAUUCUUCAGUCCUUGAUGCCUACUUAGCACCUUGUUAAUGCAAGCCAAGGUAUAGAAUCUGACUUUACGAGAAGCUCCUUUUUAGCAAUACAAGAUCUGCCUCAACUGCAACUGAGUCUUUGAACUACCACUUUUAUUACUAUUUUCAUUGUAAACAAUUGAAUUAAAAGUGCAGCUUAUAUUGCAUUACAUCAGCUGUACAUGUAUGCACAUAAACCAUAACACUGAAGCUGUAACUUAAAUCUAUUUUAACCAGUGAUGCUGAUGAGACCAAGAAUUGGAUCAAUGAGAAAGACAAAGUUCUGUCAUCAGAUGAUUAUGGAAAAGAUCUGGCCAGUGUCAAUGCUCUGUUACGCAAACAUGAAGCUCUAGAAAGAGAUUUGGCUGCAGUGGAAGAUAAGGUAACUCCUUUUUUCCUCAGAAAGCUGACUUUUAUAUUUUACUAAUUUAAACAGAUAUAAUCCACAAAAAAAAACCAGAUUUGACUGUAUUCAGAUAUCAAAACUGACCAAUCAUAACUAGAAAACAUAACUUGUGUUUUAAAGCCAAUCACAUUUUGACAAAACAUAGCAAUCAGUUUUUGCAAACCAAUCUUAAAAUGCCAGAGAGACCUAUGACCCUUCUCUUGUCUCUGAUAAAGACUUAAACACAGAUUUUAGCUAUAUCAGUCACUGUUAGCAUUAACAGUCCUCUUCCCUUGCUCAGGUAAUUAGAAUAAGGUUAAUAAUUUCUGAUCUAUCAACUGACUACUGAAUACUCCUUUUCUAGGUCACUGCCCUUGGUUCAGAAUCUGCACAGCUGCAAGAGGCAUAUCCAGAAAGUGCGGAUGAGAUAGCUGCUAAGCAAGAUGAAAUAGUAACUGCCUGGGGAAAUCUUAAGGAGAAGGUGCUGUUCAAAGUCUUUAUACUGGAGCUCACUACCCAAGAAUCUGAGGGUGAAAUCUGAAGGAUUAAGGUUUUAUUCCUCUUGGGGUCUUUGAAUUGUUUUCCUUUGUGCAGCAUUCAUGUCAAGACAAAAAAUGCCCUUUGCUUUUACAUUACCAAGCUCAAAAUUUACCACCCUAGGUAUCCUAUUUAUACAAUUAAAAUGCUAUUCUUAGUUAAAAAUUUAUCUUAUGUUUGUUAUUUAUGCAGUAUGAAUGAUCCCUUUGAACUAAUUGUCAUACAUGUAUAUAUGGUAUCUUUCAGUCUGGGGUGCGAAAAGCAAGGUUGGAGGAUUCUUAUCGUCUGCAAAGGUUCAUUAGUGACUACAGGUGAGAGGCAUUAAGAGUUUUUCAAUCACUAUAACUUUGCUUUUGUACACUGAGGUCUGCUGCAUAUACAUUUAGGUUCAAUAACAGCCAGCUGGAAUAGUCUAGUAAGAGAAAUUAAAUGUGCUUCCUGUUGUCAAGGAAAAACUAUCUAAAUUUCUCAAUAACCAACCUGAGAUUCUAGUGUGAUUGCAGUGUUCAUACAUGCAUGGUGUAACCUUUCAGCUUUCAUCCAUGUGAUCAGGCUAACAGGACUUCUCUUACGAAAAUGCAAGCUGUUUUGAAAGGAAAAUGUAAAGCAAAGGCUGUUCAGUUGACAAAGGCUGUUCUGACUGCACCAUAUCUUAGACUGAUAAUUUUAUUCACGUUUAUCAAUUGAAGGCAUGUUUUUCCAGCUGACUCACACCAGUAUAUGUGUUCUUACUUUUCUUCAAACAACUACCUUUAUUUUCACCCCAUGAUUUUUUCAUUUGAUUCUAGGGACCACAUUUCUUUUAUAAAUGAAAUGAAAGUCUUGAUCCAAAGUGAUGAACUGGCAAAAGAUGUAGCUAGUGCAGAAAGUCUUCUGGAACGUCAUCAGGAACAUAAGGUGAAUGUCAUUUUUACCCUUGACUCAUUUUUUCCUGAGGUCUUCUUGUUAACAUGCAAUUCUUUCCUUGUAUCCAUUAGGGUUAUAUUGAUGCAUCAGAGGAUGGAUUUAAGAAGUUUGCCGAUGAUGGAGAAGAACUUGUCAAUUCCAAUCAUUAUGCUACUGAUGAGAUCAAAGAAAAGGUACUUAAUCAAAAGUUUCCCUGUUUUUUUCCAUACUUUUAGCAGUGGAUGUGUUCAACAACAAUAAUAUUAUAAUGUAAUAAAAUAUGUGCUUAUUGUUGAUGGUGGUGUAAGAUAGGAGAUGAACUUUGUUUGUUUGUGUCAUGAUAGAGUCACUUUGUUGUAGAUGGUGACAUUUUGACUGCAAUACUGCUAGUCUUCAUCAGGCAAUGAGGUUGAUAGUUUAUGUGUCUAUCAACCUCAUCACCUGAUGAAGACUAGCAGUAUUGCAGUUGAAAUGUCACAGUCUACAUCAAAAGUGACUCUAUCGUGAGACAAACAAGCAAAGUUCAUCUCCUACCAAUAAUAUUAAAAAAAGUUAAUAUAUCUUUGUAAUGCCCUGAAGGACAGCUGAUGUAAUUAUGACCUAAAUUGUUUUAAUUAUCCUUUAAUUUUAAGCUGACAUUAAUUGGCAAGAAAGUGUUUACUCCAAGUGGUUAACCCUUUGACCCCUAAGAGUGACUUGCAUCUAAUUUCUCCUUACAAUAUCAUCCCUGAAUCACACAUUAUGUCGCAAGAAUGAAGGAAUGUUUAAUUACUUAAGAUGCUUUUAAUUGUUAAACACAUUCUCCUUGUCAGCACCUUAUGAAAUGCACGUAGAACAGUAUGAAGAAUAUGCUUUUUGAUGUUACGAUGCAAAUGUUUAAUAGGCAAGCAGGUGUUUAUUCCAAACAUUUAACUUUGCUCUCCUUUUAGCUUGCUAGUCUGGAGACUGAGAAAAUGGAACUGUUGGAGCUGUGGGAGAGGAGACGUGUGCAGUUUGAGCAGUGUAUGGAGCUGCAGCUUUUUAAUCGAGAUUGUGAGCAUGCAGAUGCCACUAUGUCUAAACAAGAGGUUGGAAUACAUUUGUCUGAUCUUGUAGUAUAUCAUUUGACCCUGAAAAAGAUUAUUCUGGUCUUCAUGAGACCUUGAUUGAUCACUUCUUCUGAAGCAGGCACAGUUUACCUGUUUGUAAUUUAAUCUGUGGCAUGAACCUGCAACAUCAAAUGAGUUUACUCAUAACAGAUGUUUAAAUGUGCCUGUUAAUGCCAGGGCAUUGCGAGCCUUGACUCGUUUCAUUAUGGAGCUAAAUUCAGUGAUGUUGUCAUCUUCACUUUCCAUAAGAAAAAAAAUUUGUGUUAACUAUUCAGUUACCAGCAGUAUAUUGAUGUCUUCACAAGAUUCACCAAAAUACAGUUUUAUUGUGUCUUCAACAAGGAAAAUGCUGAGAAAUUGUAUUUCUGAUCCUAGCACAUUUCAGCACUGUUAUAGAAUGAAGAUGAAAUUGUACCAAAAAUACAUAGAUGUUUUGCUUUUUUCCUUGUGUAUCACUAAAUAUAUGUUGUGGAAGUUGUUUUUAUUUACUGAACAUUUUUAACAGGCCUUCCUUGCUGAUGAUAACCUUGGUGAUUCUCUCGAUGGAGUAGAAGCUCUGAUCAGGAAGCAUGAAGACUUUGACAAAUCUUUUGCUGCCCAAGCAGAGAAGAUCAAUGUGAGUACAUUACAGCAGUUAACAUUUCUCUUGAAAUUCACCAUGGAUUUUACUGUACCUUAACUAGGUAAUAACACACAGAGACAAGAGCUUUGUACAUACAUGUAGCCUGACUUUCCUUUGAUGCCUCUAAAGCUCAUUGUUGUCAAGAGAGCAUCACAGAGGUUUUGAUCUUCAUGGAGAGCUCAGACUUUUUUCCAAAGCACCAUUUAUUUAAAACACAUACCAUAGGAAAAACUUCUGGACUAUACGAUAUUUUAAUAUACAACAAAUUACUAAUUUAUGCUCCUUUGUUCCUUCGUCUUUCAGAGUAUUGACGAGUAUGCAAACCGCCUUGUUGACAGCAAUCACUAUGCCUCAGAUGAGGUGCGUGAGAGAAGAGAUGGUAUAAUGGAAAGGCGUAAUAACAUUGGGGAGUUGUCCAAGGCACGCAGGUUGAAACUUGAGGAAUCUCGUAAACUGCAGCAGUUUGAGAGAGACUGUGAUGAAGUAAAAAGCUGGAUUACAGAAAAGCUGAAGAUUGCCAGUGAUGAAUCUUACAAGGUGAGAAAUAGUAUUUUUGCUCACACAAAAACAUUGGGGUUACCCAAUAUCUGGCUCUACCUAUAACUACUUGUAUCACAAGACUACAGUUAAGCUUUUGAGGCCUUUGGCAUGUCAGCACAUCUUCAUUUAAAGGUAACAUGGUUGAGGGAAUACAAGACAGUUCCACAGAUUCUAGAUUGGGUCUUAACUUUCAAGAGUCCUUCCAACCUUUUAAGUGUUAAUAUGGUGCUAUUUAAUCAAGGAAAAAGUCCUUGAUUGCUUUUGGAAGAAUUUUAUAAAAUAUGAGCAAAUCUCAAAUGUUACUACUGCAAUCCAUACACAAUAUUACUGUAAGUUAUUGUUUGUAACAAAAUACCACUUUUGAAAUCUUUAGGAUCCAACUAAUCUGCAAGGAAAGAUCCAGAAGCACCAAGCAUUUGAGGCUGAGUUGAAUGCCAAUCAAAGCCGGCUUGAUGCAGUUGACAACACUGGUGAACAACUGAUUGGAGAUGAACACUAUGCCUCAGAUCAAAUCAGAGAGAGACUUGAUGAACUGCAUAAGUUGUGGGCCUAUCUGUUUGAGAGAUCAAAUGAUAAAGGUACUUUACAUGUGACUUAUAAAACAUUUUUGAUUCAAGACAUUACAGAUAUCCUUACAGGUCCAACGGUUACAAUUUGGAGAGUGGUGAAGCAUACCUGUACAUAUAAAGUAGAAAAUUACACUUGCGAAGUGUUGAUUGAGGCAUUUUUUCAAACCCUUUGUAUUUUCAACUAGAGUUUCAGGACUGGAAAUAACUCUUUACAAAAACAAUUAAACAAUUAUACUGGAAUGUAUAUAGUAGCUUGUGGGGAUAUCAAAUGAAGUUUUUUCCUCUUAUUUGGAAUUCAGGGUUGAAAUUGAAAGAAGCAGCACAGCAACAGCAGUUCAACCGGUGAGAAGUGACACAAAACAUGUGAUCUACUUUCCCUUAAUACUACGUUUACAUGUAUUUCAAGACUUUUCUUGUUAUAUUAACCUAGAUGUUAAGUCCUCACAGAUGUGCAGAACAAUAACUACUCUAUCAUCACACUCUGAGAAAUGUCUUGUGACAUCAAUGUUAUUGAAUGCAUUUUGAUAUGUUAUGAACUUGUUAUCAUGCAGAGGUGCUGAAGAUGUUGAGUUGUGGUUCACUGAAGUUGAAAACUUGCUUGCUCUUGAGGAUGUAGGAAAGGUAUGUUAUUUUGAAAAAAAUAAUAAAACCCAUACCUGUACUUAAAUCCUAGUAGUUCUUUGGUUUCUCUAUCUGGAUAUGAUUAUAAGGAAUUCUGAAAAAAGUUGCUUUUAAUUACAGGAUCUGACAAGUGUGCAAAACCUCCAAAAGAAACAUGCCAUGAUAGAGGCUGAUGUCAUAGCCCGUGCAGUAAGUAAAAUAAAAUAUAAAGUUGCUAGGCUGGUUAUUUAACCAAAGUGAAGCUGUUGUUUAACGUACCACUUUCUAAGCCAUCUCCAAUUUAGCUGAACCUUUAGUGGAAGGACAUUUAUUUCAUUAUAUCAACCUUCUCAAAGAGAAUCCUUGAGGUCCUCUGCUUGUGUAAAAUCGUGGUUUGAUUUAGAGCUUGUACUGUGUCUAGGCUGAUUUUGUGAAGACCACCUGUCAUCACAUUUGAAUUGUUCUCUCUGUUUUUAUGAAUAUUUUAUCACUGAUGCAACCAUGUAAUAUCUUCACCUUGAUGCUUUCUCUUCAAAUGACAAGAACUGUAUCUGUAGUGACUGUCUCUUUUAGCAUUGAUUCAGGACAUUUGAAAAUAUGGCUAAUAGUUAUAGAAAGCUAGGGUAACAUCUCUAAGAUAAAUGUAAAGUGUUUCAGAAAUGAAAGUGAGUUGUUCAAUUUUUCAUUAUAUAUUCUGUUGUGUUGUUCCCCAGGAAAAGAUUGAGGUUGUUAAUGCACAAGCUGAUUUAUUUGCGGAGGCUGACCACUUUGAUGCUCCUUCCAUCAAAGAAAAGAAGGAGGUUUUAAAUAGCCGAUACCAACAGCUACAGGUGAUAAUGAUAAUGAAGUGUGUGUGAUUGAGUGGCUCAGGGAAAUGUCCAACUUUUAGCCUUUACUAAUAAUAUUAAUACAAGAUGAUAAGAAUCAGUGCUCCAAGCUUGACUCCAGUGAGUCUCCUGACAACAGUCACUACUAGAGACAACAGUCAUCUCAAGACUACAGUACUAUCAUCCAAAAUGUUAGACUCCAUGAUCAUAUGUUUUUUUACUACACAGUAUUACCAAAAGGAAAAUUCAGUUGCUGAUAGCCACGAUAGACUAAGAUUUACCCCAGAAUUUGUUUUAAAUUUUAUAUUCACAAAGCAAGAUCAUCUGAUGUCCUUUUCUCAGGAAGUGCUUAACAUUACCUCCCAUCUUCCUCCCCAGGCUCCUCUCCUAGCUCGCAAAGCAAAGCUCCAGGAUGCUGAGAGACUUAAACGAUUCCUUCAUGAUGUUGAAGACGAGGAGGCAUGGAUAAGGGAGAAGGAACCUGUUGCUUCAUCCACAAACACUGGUAAGUAAAUGAAUAGCAGAUAAUGAUACAAAAUAAAGAGCAAAAUGAAAAUUGAUUCCAGUGGAAAUUAUGAUGAUUGCUUUCCUGGGGUAUUAAUAUAAACCACUUCAAUGUAAAUGUAAGUGGUCUGAAAACAAAUUGAAAGUCCUUGAAAAUGCUGAAGCACUCAAUUUUUACAACUAUGCUUUCAUUGUCUAAACAUGGUCAUUUUUUAAUGGUUUUCUCUGAUAUUAAGAAUGUUAUUUCUUAACAGAAAUCUUCCCUUAAUUGUAGACCAUCACCUCAAUAGUAAACUGAAAAUUAAAUGUCUACCUCUAUAGGCCGAGAUUUGACAGGAGCCCAGAAUCUGUCAAAGAAACACCAGGCAUUAAUGGUAAGAACAGCCGUACCUGAACAAUUAAAAAAAAAUGUUUUAGUAAAUAAAUGGGUUUGUGGCCAGAAGCUGAAACAAUUUGUAGAUCUUAGGUUGAAUCCAUUUUUCAAUUUUAAGUUCACUAUUAUAAAGUAAUCCUAGAGUGUCUUUUGUCUAUUGUGAACAUUUCAAUCAGUUUUUGUAUGUGUAGCCUACAAGCAAGCUCUUCUUUUUUAGGACUGAGGCACAAGACAGUUAAAAGCCUCAGUCAAAGCAGACUGGCGAGAAGUGUGCAAGGGCUCCUCACUAUCAGUGCUAGAGUGCUUGCAGACCUCUUGCUGGUUAGCAUUGCUCAAAGCCUCAAACUUCCUCACUGAAAAAGAGGUACUUGUACUGACAAUGAUUUAUCACCAACUUACUAGCCCAUUUCAUCCAUUUCACUUUGCAGACUGAAAUUGCUGGUCAUGAACCACGUGUCAGAGCUGUUUGCGAUAAUGGUGUUCAAAUGAUAGAUAAUGGUUAGUUCUCUUGAAUAGUUUUUCUCAAGAAUGUGUCUUCUUUUCAAUUCAUAUACUUUUCAUAUACCUUUCAUACUCUGUCAGUACUUUUUUGUUUGAUUUAAAUGUUUUGACUCAUUUUUAUUGUGUUGUGUUUUCCCUCAGGCCACUUUGCCGCUGAUGAGAUCAAAGAAAAGAUCGAUGAUCUUGACCAGAAAUGGCUGGAAUUCAAGGUAAGACCAUUCCAUGACAUUUUGAGUUUCCGCUUUUAUUAACCAUUUAAAGAGUAUUGUUCUUUCUAAGAUGUGUUUUGACAAUUUUUUUAUUAUUACUCCAGGAUAAGGCACAUGUGCGAAAAGGACAUCUGGAUGACUCUCUUCAAGCUCAUCAGUAUCUAGCUGAUGUUGCCGAAGCAGAAUCCUGGUUGAAGGAGAAAGAACCAAUUGUUACCAGUGAUGACUAUGGAAAAGAUGAAGACAGUGCACAGGUAAAUAUCUUUGUUGUUUUCUUAUCAGUCUCAGGGUUGUCAUUUGUACUAGAUAUAUGAUCUAAAGUUUACAACACACCAUUCUAUUGGAGUCUGUGGACAUGUUCUCUCUUCCCCCCAAAAAAAAAAAUUUGAAUUUUUGACACUGUGUGAGACUGAUUUCUAGCUUUCUUGGCCAUUUUGACCAGCUUUUUUUUUUAGCUAAUGUUAAAUUUAGAAUUAGUUCAAAAAUACUUAUUUUCUGUGUCUGAUCACAGCUCACAGAGUACCUGGUGUUAAAUUGUCUGACAAUCGAGAUGUUACUGUUGCUUAUGGGCUCCUAGUGACAACCCUUUGCCUUGCCAGUAGUUAUCUUUCAUUUCAUUGUUUCCUUUUGAACAAUGUAGUACAAGUUUUGUUGAGUGUUACAACUAAUACUUUGAACACUUUAGGCAUUGCUUACCAAACACGAUGCCAUCAUGUCAGACUUGAGAGCAUAUGGAACUGUUGUAGAUGGGCUGAGAGAACAAAGUCAACACUGCAAGGUAAGAGUAAGCACAGCGCAAACAUGAAGGACAAAAAAAAAAUGAACAUGAGAUUGGAUUCAGCAGUGGUAUACCUAUUUCCAAUGUUUCCAGAUCAAAUUAAGUUCUGAUACUUUCAAAUUGUGUUUAUCUUGUGGAAAGAGGAAAUGGGGAAGGGGUGCAUCCAAAUCACUGCAAGGUGUAAUUAGGGUUACAUUAGUGAAAAAAGGAGAGUUCCACCAAACCAAAAACAUUGAUACUGUUUCCUCCGAGACACAGUUGAUCUGUAUGUAAAUUUAAGGGGGGGGAUCUUUGCACCAUCUUUGCAUCCACCAAUGUUUAUUUUCAUGAAAUUAUCUCCCUCAGCCUGCAGCUCAUGUCACAGACAUCUCUGACAAGGAAUGUGUAGUUGCUCUUUAUGACUAUCAGGAGAAAACAGCGAGAGAGGUGUCCAUGCAGAAGGGUGACAUUCUGACCCUACUCAAUUCUAGCAACAAGGUAAGUCUCCUUUUUUUUGACAUAUGCUGUACAUUGGUUUAACUACCCUUGAGGAAAGUAGUACAUAUAUGAACUUCGAAAUGGGUCUUGCUCACUCUAGAGUCUGUGUGGCUUAGUGGUAGAGCAUCAUAGUGCUGAAUAUAAAGGUUUGAGGUUCAAUUCUUCAUGGGGACUCAGAAUUUUUUUCCUUGUACCACUCUCAUGACGUGACGAAAAACAUCUUUCCCUACAAUUUACAUCAUCUUAAAUCCAUUUCACAAGAAAGACCCAGGAAGCAUCCUAACUUGGGAAUACCAAAAUUAAGGGUGAGCAGAAGCAGAAGCAGUUGCCCAAGUACCAUUGGCAGAAAGAAAAUACUACAGUGUUGUUGGGAAGGUUUUCAAUUAUUUGCCAACGCAAAAAAAAAAUUGUUAAGUUUUAAUUUAACUCAAGUAUUACCAAGUGUGACUUAUUAUGUUUUACAAUGGCCUUGUUAGGAGUCAGUUGCAAUUAAAAUAUUAAACGCUUUGUAAUAUUUUAGUGGCAACCAUUGAUUCUGUAACACCUUUGAUAAAAUCUUGUGCACUGAUUUCAGGAUUGGUGGAAAGUAGAAACUAAUGACAGACAAGGUUUUGUUCCUGCUGCAUAUGUCAAGAGGAUUGACUCCCACAAAGCCUCACAGGACCUUCUGUCACAGGCUCCUGAAGUGGACACUGUUGCUAACAGACAGCAGGCUUUGGAUGAUAAGUGAGUAUCAGACUUUGCUGUAACAGUUUCAUCCUUCCAAAGAUUAACCCUUUACUCCCUAACAUCAGAACACAUAUUCUCUGAACAUUUCCUAACAUGCUGACAAAGAGAAUUUGCUUUACAAUCAGGAGCUUUUUUAUUUGGUGAUCAAUUCCUUUAUUCUCGUGACCUCCAAGUAUGAUUCAGGGGAUAGAUUUUUGGGAGAAAUUAGAUGCUAGUCACUCUUAGGGGUCAGAGGGUAAAAGCACCGACUUUGUGUUCCUUUUAUUACAAACAAGAAAUUCAAUUCCAGUGGUAAAUGACAAAGAUAGUUGAAAAAUCAAGAGCUUUUAUAGUUGGCAAACUUUUCUUUUACUCCCAUAACUUUAAAAUUCGAUUUGGAUACGUAAGAGUGAAGUUAGAAGACAGCCACUCUUAAUUUAAAAAUGUUCUGUACACUGAUGUACCAUCAACAUCCCUUUCAGAACCUUGCGUUUUAAUGGUGUUGAGAACAGGUAUGGCUAAUUGAUAGAUAACAAGUAAAUUUUUUUUUAACAGAUACCAAGACCUGAUGGACAAAGGCGAAGAACGUAAGAAGAAGCUGGAAGAUUCCAUUCAAAGAUACAGUGUGUUGCGGGAUGCUCACGAACUGGAGUCUUGGAUCAAUGACAAGGUUCGUGUAUUUGCAAAGACUUGGCAACUACAAACGUACAUUUGUCUUAAAACAUAAACACACAAGAGUAACAAUUUUCUAAAAUCUCUGACAGCGAAGAAAGCUAAGGCUAUACUAACACACUCAUUUAUUGGGUCAUAUCGCCCACUUUCCAUAAGGCUUGCUCGUUACCUGAUUUGUUUAUAAUAGAAUACAUUAACGUGACAGACCUUUUCUUACAUUUAGGAAGCAAUUGUCACCUCAGAGGAAAUCGGAAAGGACUACGAACAUGUGGAAGCUCAGCAAAAGAAGUUUGAUGACUUUGAAAAGGUACAAUGUUUCAGCUGACAACAUCGUUUAUGUAAUUGGGUGUCGAAAAAUUCUCCUUGGUUGCAUUGGAUUUGCUUUACUUCGCUCUGUGAUUGUCCCAGAAAACUCGUGUCGUCCUCUCGACCAAUCAGAUUCAAAACUAAAACCAAUCGCGUCUUGGCCACUUGUAUUUUCCCGCGCUUUAGGCUGUGAACUUGUUUUUACUUUGCGUUCUUAUUGGCUCCUUGUGAUAUUUUCCUCUCCUCUGAUUGGCUGUUGUGAUUUCUUUGGUUUUUGGUUUUACGACACUCAAUCGGAAACCCUCGAUAAUGCUCAACAUAACUAACCAAACAUUUGCUUAUCACGCAGGAUAUGAUUUCUAAAGAGGUUCGUAUCAGAGAACUGACGUUACUGGCUGAGAAACUAAAGAUUGAACACUACAGAGAAUAUGAGAUGAUCCGAGAGAUGAUUGAGGUGAGGAAUGAAUAAUUGUGUUGUGUGUUUUCAAACGCAAGCAGACUGAUAUACGUUGUUGAAAAUAUGACGACAGAGAGUGCACAGUGUAUUAAGCGUCACACUCUCUUUUCUGUUAAUAUUUGGCUUUCUUCAUGCCAUUUAUAAGUCUUAACUAAGAAACAUUGUACGCUUUCUCUCUGAGAUGAUUCUUCCACGCAGAAAAAACCCCUCUUAAAGUUUAGUCGGUCGUAGUGCUUAACUAGUAUUGAGUGGCACGGGUUCGAAUCCCGUCAUAGCUUGAGUUUUUCCAGGAUUCCUUUGUACAAUUGCAUAAAUUGUAGCCCACAUACCACAAUUAUUGCUCUACUUGAUUUUAAAUCCGCAGUCAAAUGAAAUUUCUUUCAUUUCAAAUUGUAUCUAAUGAAGAGAAGUUGCGUUAGAAUAUGUGUCACUAGAGACUGACUGUGUGUGACCUUGUCUGAAAAGCGAGAGUUGACUGUAUCACCCACGAAAUUUUAAUACGCAUCGAUUGUUACAGUGUGAAGCAUAUUUUUUAACUACAGGUGAAUACAGUAACUGUGGUUACUACAAAAAUCCUUGUAAGUGACUCAUCAGAGUUGAUAACGUCUGUGCCUUUGUUUUUGCAAUGCAGCGUGUGGUAAAUUUUGGAAUAAAAACAUUAUGGCUUUGUAGUUGUAAGCUGCUAACUGGUAUAGAUUGCUCGGGUCAAUAAACAAUUCAUCCUAUUUUUUAAUGACCUUUAACAGAGGCUGAACCAGAAAUGGACCAAUCUUAAGACCAUGUCAGAGCAGAGGAAGGAAAAUUUGGAUAAUGCUCAGGAAAUUCAGAAAUUCCACAGGUAUUGUUGAAAUAUAAAAUACAAUUACAUGUAUUUUCUUUUUAAAGCUCAAUACAAAAUACAAUUACAUGUACUUUCUUUUAAUACCUUUGAACCUCAAUUCAAUCAGAAGUCAAAGAACUAGAGAAUUGCUUUGGCAUUCUUGUCAGAAUUAAUUUUGGAAGAUAUUUCUUGUUGUCAUGAUUAAGUUUCUCAACACUCCGCUCACUACAACAAAGCACAACUUUGGGUGGGCUGAAGAUUUUUUCCAGUUUGCCUAGAGAUUCUUUCGUAAUAAUUUUUUCCCCAAAAUAAUUCAGGGAUGCUGAUGACACCAAGGCUUGGAUUUCAGAGAAAGACACUGCUCUUUCCACCUCAGAUUAUGGUCGAGAUUUGGCUAGUGUCCAGGCCUUGCAGAGAAAGCAUGAAGUUUUGGAGAGAGACUUGGCCGCAUUGGAAGAGAAGGUAUGGUGACUAGUAUGUCUCUCAGAGCACUUUCUAUAUCAAUGGAAAUACCGACGAAAAUUCCCUGUCGAAUGGAACAUAAGUUUUAAAUCUGGAUUGAUGUCACUUUGUUACUGAAAAAUGACAUUUUUUUGUCGUCAUCAGGUUCGUGAACUCAAUGUGGAAGCUGCUAAGUUAACAUCCAGUCAUCCGAAUGCAGCACAAGACAUUGAAUGGAAGAGACACGAGCUAGAAGAAGCGUGGGCUAAUCUCAGAGAACAGGUACACCAACUUCUAUAACUCCAAUUGAAGUUAUCCUUUACACCUUCGCUGUCCAGAUCUGACCUCAAAUUCUCGUUUUAAGCCUGAACGGACCAUUUCUUGAAAACUUGGAAGAAUGCCAGGUCACUUUAUCAAGAUAUUUUUAAUUGACAGAACUUUAUUUGACUCUCACACUUCGCGUUUUUAUUCGGUUUUUAAUCGAGGUUAUACGUAAAUCACCGUUUUAAUAGUGAAAGGGAUAGUAGCAUUUUUUUUUGUAUUCGUCUAAACUUUUAGGCGGCUGCAAGAAGGGGCAAACUGAGUGACUCGUCAGAUUACUUCCAUUUCCUCAACGAAUUCAGGUAAGUGAUGGGCUUGUCAUUUGGUGAACAUCCUGACAAAUUGUUUUUAUUUUUCAUUCGGCGUAAGGUGUUUGGUCCAGACACAAGUUUCUGUUAGGUAGCAUGUAAUUUUUUUCUUUUCAUAUUUCAGAGAUCUUACUUCAUGGAUCAAUGGUAUUAUGGCAUUGGUAACUUCUGAUGAACUUGCAAAGGAUGUGGCCAGUGCAGAAGCUCUGUUGGACAGGCAUCAGGUAUAGAAUGAAUACUUUUACAGAGAUUUCACUCAGACUUCAGGGCUUAAACGUUGUCUUCCUUUUUCCCUACAUUGCUCUCUUCGCUGCAAAGGUAUUCAAUAUCGAAAGUUACUUUCAUAUUUCAAUACAAUUCUGCGAUGUCUUUUGAACUAGACAACCGAAUGAGCUGUUAAUUAUCAGCUGUGAACGUUCUUUACAUAUAAACCAAUUUUAGAGCGACAAGAAAUUCUUUAGAUCGUGUAGUCUGCUCGUCCGGGUCAGAGUGGUUCUGGGAAGGACUGUUUUUGGUAGCGCUCACUGACGUUUCAACAACCUUAGCGGAAGUAAUUAUCACCCGUACGAGCAGACAACACGAUCAACUUUAACUCCGAGCUUGGAAACAUUUACAGGAAAUGUAUUUUGAGCCUUUUUCGAGGUAUUUGCAUCAAGUCGACCAUAGUUUAAUAUGUAAAAAGAAAAUAAGUUGUCUUUCCUGGUGUAAUCCAAUCAUACAAAAUACACAUGUACAGGCAAACGUCACUGUGCUUUUAUAUUUCUCAACUGUGCAAAAUUUUAUAGACAUAUGAAUUGAAUAUAUGGUUGGGAUUUGCUUUGUUACUUACAGGAACAUCGCGCAGAAAUUGAUGCGCGUGACAGCGAGUUCCAGUCCUUUGAAGAUUUCGGCAAGAAAUUAUUGGACAAAGAACAUUAUGCUAGUCCCGACAUCCGUGAAAAACUGGAGACCAUGGCUACAGAACGAGAAGAACUGGAAAAGUAAGGCCAUUAAGUUUAAGAAUUUGAUCUCUUAAGUGAAAACAAUUCCUUAUGGAUGAAUGAUAGCACUGGGAUCUGCUAAACACUUUCAUUUAUAUGUCUCUGUUUCGUCGAACCAAAGGCGCAUUGCACACUGUUGUUUUCCGGUAGUUUGCGAUCGCAUACGCCAGAAUUUUCAUUUCAUCAGUACUUCCCUUUUUGUCUCCUUUAUAAAGUUAAGAUGCGGUGAUUAUUGAAAAUCAAUUCCUUUUCAGGGCCUGGGCUUCUCGCAAGCAAAGACUCGAUGAAUGUUUGGAGUUGCAGGUUUGUGAACAUUCAUAUUGUGAUGGUUUCCAGAACCAACCAAUUUUUUGUAUCUAAGCUUUUUUUUGCUGUGCGGCAAUGAACACAAACACGAUGAAAAAUUUUGUCGUCCCAAAGUGAAGUGGGUUUGAAUUAAUUGGCGAAAGUGAUCCAGCGUUGAAUUAGAUUUGCUUCACUGCGCUUUGCAAUUCGUCCUAAGUCAGCCAAUCAGAUGCAAAGCUGAAACCAACCGUGACUCGGUCACUUGUUUUUCUCCCGCGCUUAUGGCCGUUUUUAGGUUCUGAGUUCUUAUUGGUUCCCUGAGAUAUUUUCCUUUUCCCUGAUUGGUCAUUUUGAUUGCUUUGGCUCUGAUUUUACGACAAUCAGUUGGAAAGUGCUCUGUGAUUGAAGGCUUUAUGGCAUUAUUUGACGUACGGCUUUAAUGUUAACAGUUAUUCAAUCGAGAUGCCGAACAACUGGAGCAGUGGAUGGCGACACGUGAGGCCAUCAUUCAGAGCGAAGAUGUCGGAGAAGCAGCGGAGGGUGCUGAAGCUCUGAUCAAGAAACAUGAAGACUUCACAAAGACACUUGCAGUGCAGGACGUGAAGAUCAAUGCUCUGAAAGACAAUGCUGAUCGGCUGAUUGAUAACAAUCAUUAUGACUCUCCAGCUAUUGCAGAGAGGAUUUCUGCAGUCUUAGCGAGGUGACCUGAAAGUUAUCUUCAGACACGGAUAACAAUCUCAAUCUUUUUGUUCGAAUGUAGAGCUUGACGUGUAACCACUACUUUACGUGGAAAUACACUAUUUAAAGAUUUUUUUAGCCAGUUUUCGCGUCAUUUCCGAUUAAUAUAGUCAGAGAUAUAUUUAAUUCUGUUUCUUAUUUUAAUUGUUCGAUGAAACAAAGGCUCUUUUCCAGUUCAUUUCAAGAAUACCUCUGCAAAGAAAUUUGCUUGGAAAUUUUAAAUUUGGUUUUUGCUUCCUGAGCGUAACUGAGUUUCCUCACUUACGACUUUCGUUGUGGAAGAUUUUUCACUCUGGCGAUCAAAGUACACUUUUCCCAAGUUUCAAAUUAUUAUUAUUAUUUUGUUGUUUUGUGUCUUAGAUGGGCUACUCUGAAGGCAGCCUUGGUUGAACGCCGAUCAAAACUGGGUGAGUCCAAAACCAUUCAGCAGUUCAGUCGUGAUGCUGAGGACAUUGAAGCAUGGGUCAGUGAAAAGUUACAGACAGUGCUGGAUGAAUCUUACAAGGAUCCAACCAACUUACAGGUAUUUUUUCUGCCAUCAACUAAUGAGCCUGUGAACAGGCUGUCAUUUCUGCUGCAACACGAGUGACCUAGCUUUCGGAUUUCGAGCCGGCGAGCGAGGUGGGCGUGCGAAAGGUCUGCAGAAGUACGGAAAUGAGUGCCACACCGACCCGUCACAGACCUCUCGCGCCGAGAGGUCUUGUGACUCGAAUCUCGCGGGUCAGCCGCUCGUGUCGUAGCGUUCGUUGGCUGAAUAUAAGCUCUACCGAUUAUCCUCCCAGCUUAGUGCUUUAGUUUAGAAUUUUCACUCUUUUGCCAGUUCAGGGUCAAGUCCUAGCUGGGUCAUUGUGUCAUGUUUGUUGCAAAUAGGAUAAUUGUGCCUACUGUUUAUUUUCAGUCCAAGUUCCAAAAGCAUCAGGCGUUUGAAGCUGAAGUCUCAGCCAAUCAGGAGAGAGUCUUGGAGACCAUCAACCUAGCUGAAGGUAAGCAGCACUGAAAGAGUUAAGAACAAAAUGGCUUGAAGUUAACAUAUUAAUUCAAGCACGUGAUUAUAAUUCGAGAAAGUGAUCGUCAAAUUGUUCGUGUUUCUUGUUCACGUAGGUCUCAUUGAGCAGCGCAAAUGUGCCGGAAGUGAGGAGAUUGUGAAAGAGAGAAUCACCAAACUUCAGCAGCAGUGGGAAUACCUGGUACAGAAGUCCAAUGAGAAGAGUCAACAUCUGAAGGAAUCUAAUCAACAACAGCAAUUUAAUACAAAUGUUAAGGAACUGGAUUUCUGGCUGGGGGAGGUGAGAACGCCACGCACAUAAAUAUGUCUUUGAAAUUGUCAUGUUCUCUCGAUUUGCGACCUGGACACGGCAAAAAUCGGCGUUUUUGCUUUGUAUUUUGGAUAUAAGGUUACACUGAACCCAAGGCCAUGCUUGGGAUAAAUUCCCAAGAGCUACACAAUCAGACUCGAUUCAUCUACAGUAGUUUACGAAUAGACUCACCGGAAGUCAAAUCGUGUGUUAACAUACCGGAAAUCGAGAGGUUUGAACAGUAUGAGAAAAUGAGCAGCAUGAGAAAAUGACAAGAGGAGGAGCGCGCGACUCUCCUCUCGCGUUCGCCUCACCCUAACUUUCGCUCCCCGGAAAAAUACUAUUAAACAAAAUGUUACCUGUUCUGUUGGCGUCAAUUGUUAGGGAGCAAUAUGAAGAUAAAAGGUUGUAAAGGAUAUCUAGAACUCCAGCUAAGUUCAGGUUGAUUCCCACAGGAAUACAGUGUGGUUAACAUUCGGGCUGUUUUCAUUAUUUCCCUUGAAAUGUUCUCUUGUAGGUUGAAGCUUCCUUGUCUCACGAUGAUCAUGGUCGAGAUCUGGCCAGUGUUCAGAAUCUGAUCAAGAAGCACCAACUUGUUGAAGCAGAUAUUGCUGCUCACGAGGUUUGUUAGAAGUUAACUACUGGUGAAGGCACGUUUGCUCUCGAGGUUUGAAGAUGAGAAAAAAAAAUAUUUUGCACUUAUUCUGUGAUGAUUGUUUUUCAGGAUCGUAUCACUGAUCUUCAAGCCCAGACCCAGCACUUCGCUGAGGUUGGCCAUUUUGAUGCUGACUCACUGCAAGACAAAUCCCGCAUUAUUGCAGAACGCUACGACAAGUGAGUUAACAUUUUACCAACAUUUUGUUUUCGUUAGUUAGUAUUAUUUUUUAUUUAGGAAGUGAAACGAGAUGAGCUACACGACCACUUUGACCCUAACACGACCCUUUGCAAAUAUUUAUUCGCACCCGAAAACCCCUGCUAUCGUUAUUAUUAGAUACUUCGAACCACGUUUGCGGCAAAUGGGAAAGUCCAAUUCAUUUCUUAUUUCGUUCACGUCUCCUCCAGUCCUGUUUUCGAAAAGCAGAAAAUGGUUAGUGUAAUGUCUCCUUUUCACAUGAAAUGCAGAUACAUACAUUUUCAAUUUAUUAAGCCUAAGGCUGAAAGAAAAAACGAGGACAACUGUGGUUCAUUAUGUGCCUUUUUCCGUUCGCGAAAGCGUUUUUCUAGUUUUCUUUAUGAACAAAAUAUUUUCCUCUGUUUUGAAUAAAUAUUAUUGAAAUAUUGUAUUGUUUUAAUUUUACCUUUGUAAUCUAUUUUAUUUUAUUUCAUCGAUUGAUGUAUGUUUUCUGUUCAGAGUAAAAGACAUGGCCGCAGAUCGCCAUAAGAAGUUGGACGAGUCCAACGCUUUGCACCAGUUUUACCGAGAUGUGGACGACGAAGAGUCCUGGAUAAAGUAAGUGGCCACUUUGUGAAGAGCCUGUCUUAACAUAAGUGGAAACUAAAUUUUUGUCGGUGUUUCUCAUUAGGGAGAAAAAGCUAUUGACCAGCUCUGAAGAUUAUGGAAAGGACUUGACUGGUGUACAAAACCUACGUAAGAAACAUCAGCGUUUGGAAGCUGAAUUGAACACCCAUGAGGCCAGAAUUCAGGUCAGGAAACAAAAUUCGUACUUCUUUCUGUUAGUGUAAUAAACUGGUAGUUUACUAGGGCGCGUUAGAUAAUAGAUAGUCUAUAGCCAACUCGGCGCUUUGCGAUGAACGAGUCCGUUGCAGCUUAGCUAUGAAAUAUUGGCUUUUAUACCAUUGUGGAUGAGCCUAUCGAAACUCUAGAAUUGCAAUAUCCUUCGAUAUAGUUUUAAAAAGUUGAAAAUGCGAGUAGAAGUUUUGUUCACUUGCGAAUAACUUUUUGUUUCUACAGGCUGUACUACUGUGUGGCCGUAAAUUUAUUGACGAAGGACACAGUAGCUCUGAUGAAAUCAAAGCUCGCUGUGAUCAGCUGCAGGAAAACUGGGACGAACUGAAAAACCUGGCUGAGCAGAGGUUUGUUUGUAUUCAGUUACAUGUGUAACAGUUUGUUCAGUAUGGGGAUUUAUUUAGUCUCCCUGAUAAAUCUGACUUGUUCUGAACGAUGUCUGCGGUUUUAUUUUUUAGGCAGCACAAGCUAGAUGAGUCUCUGGAAUAUCAACAGUUCAGCGCUAAUGUUGGUGAAGAGGAAUCGUGGAUCAAUGAGAAGAACACUCUUGUUGGAAGUGACGACUAUGGUGAUACACUGGCUGCAGUCCAAGUACGUUAAUUGCCCCCCCCUGAUACUUAGGGUUAAUAGCAUGUUCUAAAGUUAGGUGUAGGGUCAAACAAAGUUAGUAUUUUAACCCUUUCAUUCCAAAGAAAGGGGGGCGAAUAUUGAUCUUUGCAUUUUUUAAGUUCAACCUUCGAUGCUCAUGAUCUUUACAUCUAUGCCCUUAUACAAAACUGAUUCAUCUUAUGUUGGUACUUAUCCAGGGUCUUUUAAAGAAGCACGAAGCAUUCGAGACAGAUCUUGAGGUUCAUCGGGAAAGAGUUCAGGACAUUGAAGAUGCUGGCAACAAGCUCAUUGAAAAGGUUAACUUCAAUGAAUUUAGAAUCAUUUAUCUCUUUCGUUUCUGUAUCCUACUCUUUUUGUUCUCAUUAAGAAUUCUAAAAUGUAAAUUGACAUUGAGUUUUUCUCUCCACAGGGUAACCACCAAUCUGAGUUGAUUGACCACAGGAUUGCAUCCAUUAAGGUAAUGACACCAUCAGCCAAGACCUGCACUUGUCGAUUGGCCACUGACUGAGUUCUUUGUUACUAGUUGGUCAUGCAGCUGAAUGGUCACACGAACACGACGCUCCUCUCCAAAUCACCUCUCGAAUAGUCAAAUUCAGAAUAAAUUUUCGAAUUAAAAAACCCGAGCAAGACUUGUAGAGUUUCUCCAUUUUCCUAAUUUAAUACAUGGACCUUGUGGUGACGUUACGAGUUGUUGGCUUUUGGUCAGUUUUGAACAUCUUUGUUCGGUUUCUGCUUUAUAUAGAGUAAACUUACCGAGUUGGAGAGAAUGGCGUCCUAUCGCAAGUCCAAGCUCAAUGACAACUCAGCUUUCCUGCAGUUCAACUGGAAGGCCGAUGUGGUGGAAUCCUGGAUUGGUAUGUUAAAGUUUUGGGGUUUUUUUGUUUUCCUUUUAGUUCAGAUUGAUCGCUGCAAUUUUCUCUUUAAGUGUAUUUCUUUGGUUUUAAACUUAGUUGCUCCAUUUGUGUUUUUUAGGUGACAAGGAAGGAAUUGCUCGGUCAGAUGAUCUGGGGCGCGAUUUGUCUUCAGUGCAAACACUUUUCACCAAACAGGUAAAGUGCAAGAUGAAAUUCAAGCAAGGCAACUUAAGUUAAUUGUUGAGGUCUGCUUUUGGUUGGCUUUGACUUCCGGAGUUGAGUUUUUAUGCAGGGAAUCUAGUCGGUAAUACCAAUAAAUCUUCGGUGGCAUCGUAUACAACAAUUUUCCGACUGUGCUGUGUUUUUUUUUACCAGGAAACCUUUGACUCAGGUCUCCAAGCAUUUGAAAACGAAGGCAUUGCACGUGUGACUGUGCUGAAAGAUGAGCUUGUCCAAUCACAACACGAGCAGUCGCCUGCCAUCAUCAAACGUCAUGAUGACCUUAUUAGGAGGUGGGUGCUUUCUUUUAAUCAGCUAUUAUUACAGGUGUCAUGGCCAUAUAAGGAGCAACAGCGUAAUACACUUGUGAUGAGGUCAAAGACCUGUAUUUCGAUUACAAGUACGAACAUUGACAUUCUGAGGAAAGACUUACCGAGCCGUUUUAGAGCGGGAAAGCUUCUCCUCGUUCUAGCGUUGCUUAAUUUUUCUUCGAUCGAAGUAGCUUUUAGCGCUACCGCAAUUUAUCUCUACUUCUCUUGCAAAGAGUCCCAGUUUGAAUGUAGACGUCGUCUAUUUUAUGACGAUAUCGUUGGUUAAUGCUGGGGCUUGAUGCGGCAUUUAGUUAAAAUUUCCUUUCUUUUUACACUCUAAGGUGGGAGCAGCUACUGGAAGACUCCAAGACUCGAAAAGAACGACUUCAACAUGCCCAGGAUCAAUACAAGAAGGUGACUACUUGUGUGUUUUUUUGUUUUUGUUUUUUUCUUCUCCGUUUUGCUUGUUUAGUCGUAGUUUCGGUCGCCUUACUAUGUUGCUCAGGAGUGCAUCACUAAUGAACGCUACCAUCUUUCUUUUGUCCAAGGUGGAGGACUUGUUCCUGUUGUUUGCCAAAAAAGCCUCUGCUUUUAACAGUUGGUUCGAGAAUGCGGAGGAAGAUCUGACCGAUCCAGUGCGCUGCAACUCUGUUGAGGAGAUACGUGUAAGUAGCCUCACUGAACAGGCAGGAAUAACUUUGUUUUUCAUCUUCCCUGUCGCGAAUCUUGUUACUAAGAACGCCAAGCGCGGGUGAUCUGACCGAAGACGUGAGAGGCAAAACUCGUGACUUAUAUUCAGGCUAGGCGCUAUGUUGAGUAGAAUCAAUUGCAUGUUGCUAGACCAAUCAUAAAUGUAAUUUUUUGCUAUUAUUCUUUCGAAAUUUCAGGCUUUGCAAGAUGGCCACACCCAGUUCCGCGCUUCUCUGGACCAAGCGGAAGACGACAUCAUGAUGUUGAGGAAGCUUGAUCGUCAGAUCAAGAGCUAUAACGUCUCCAUCAACCCGUAAGUUUUCUAAUGUAUUGUGAAGAUCACUGGCUUACCUUCAUUUUAAAACUACAUCAGGCAGAUUUUGUUCUUACUUCUCUCACCUGACAUAAGUUAUGUCCCAUUCAUAUUCAACUGUUAGGAGAGUAAUUUUUGGAGCAAAUCCUGUCUGAGACCAUAAGCGAUGGCAUUUCUUUGCUUUGAAGUUUAUUUUUAGUAAACAGAGAGCGUGCCAGUAACAUUACCUUUUCACGUCAGCGUUAAAAGAGGCGUGUGAUGCUAGAAGCCUUCUUGGCACUAUUUGUGAAGAUAAAUCUGCUGAAAUGGAGACGUUUAGGGCUCGGUUUUGCUCAACAACGGAUAAAUUAAGGCUCGAUAAGUGACUCAUAGACUUGAAAGAACCUGUUGAUUCAUUUAAGAUGGUAGUGAAAGGGCCUUUUCGUUCUUUUUAGUUACACUUGGUUUACUAUGGAAGCAUUGGAAGACACGUGGGAAAAUCUGCAGAAGAUUAUUGAGGUUUGUAAACUGGUCACAAAUGAUAUCAUCCUUUCGUGAACAUUUCUUACAAAUGGCUGGAAAUUGAUUUGGUUUCUCUCCCCGGAAUGGGUUUAAAUUAUUAUACAACUUUCAAGCCUUGGAGGUGAAGUGUUUCAAAAGAGUAUGCCCAUUACUUCUCAGUUUUUCUUUUCACAAGCCUCUUCUGUUGCGACAAUCCCACUCGGAGUUGUCUUCCAUGCCGAAUAAAUUGAAAGGAGGCUUUUGGAUUGUAUGGGAGUACCUUGCCUCGGAAAUGAAAUAAAAGAUUGACUACGAAUUCAACGUAAUGUAUCUUCGUUUUGUUUCUAGGAACGCGAGGAUGAUUUGCGUAAAGAAGCCCAGCGUCAAGAGUAUAAUGACAACCUCAGGCAGGAAUUUGCACAGGCUGCCAACUCAUUCCACGCUUGGCUCUCUGACACAAGGUACGAUGAACAAGUUUGCCUCAGGAGAACAGUGGAUAAUAAAGCUUUAAAAAAUCCAUGAACGUUUAUUUAAACUGUAUAUUUCAUUUUUCUUAGGGUUGCAAUGGUUGACGGUCAAGGGGACCUUGAAGAUCAACUGGCCGAGGUCAAGAAGAAGAGUGCUGAGAUAGCAGACAGGAAAGAGGACCUUAGGAUCCUGGAGGAUCUUGGGGCUCAAAUGGAAGAGGCUCUUAUCCUGGACAACAAGUUAGUUGAGUUCUUUUUAGAUGCAUGCCCAGAAAGCUUCCCACUCAAUGUACUCUAAAGUAACAUUACAUGUUGUUGGUGGUGUUCACGUGCUGAACGCGUGUUUUUUUUCUUCUAAUACUCGUGCGUUAACACAUGUUUGAUUUUUACUCAAGGUAUACUGAACACAGCACAGUGGACCUUGCUCAGCAGUGGGAUCAGCUGGAUCAACUUGCCAUGCGCAUGAAACACAAUCUUGAACAGCAAAUCCAGGCCCGCAAUACCACUGGCGUUUCCGAGGAUACACUCAAAGAAUUCACUAUCAUGUUCAAGUAAGUUUCUUUUCAAUUGCAAUACAAAAAGCUGUUAAAUAUUUCGUAGGUCGUCGAAAAAAGUUGUUCGCUUUAGUUCUUGGGGUUUUCAUACCAGUUUUUUGCAUUUUAAGCUGUGUUGUCUUCAGGAGAAGGCCAUUAGAAACUCGAGAUUACACUCGACUUCUUGUUUUGAAAUGUCACUUUUUCGGCUCUUAAAAUCAACAUUAAUAUUUAUGGAUCUGGAAAAGUUUUCAUUUUUGUUAGCUGUAAGGCAGUACUACGGUCCGUAUUUGAAUUUUUCGUUCGUCCUUCAGUCAUGAAUUGUGUUUACUCAGCUCUUGAUCGCUCCCCUCUAAUCUCUUCAACAGGCACUUUGACAAGGAUAAGACUGGUUACCUGGAUCAUCAAGAAUUCAAGUCAUGCCUCCGUUCUCUUGGCUACGAUCUCUCCAUUGUAGAGGAGGGCGAAGAAGACCCGGAGUUCCAAAGCAUCCUCAGAACGGUGGAUCCCAACGGGUAAGUGGCCUGGGCCACACUGAAUUGCUUUGGCUUCACCUCCUGCUUUGGCAGGUGGUUACCGCUCACUGCCUCGGUCACACCCACGGUUUCCAGCUACAGACAAAACUUUGGAAAGAAUAAGGAAGAGCACUGGUCGAUAGUAUUAACGAAUAGCUCUCUACCAGAUAAGCUCACAUUUAGAGUCUAUAAGAAUCUACAGCACAACAAAAUUCUUUGUUUUUAGAGAUUAGUGGUAAUUGUGCUUUUGUAGUGAUACCACCGCCACUAUGUCAUAGCUUUGUUUUAAAGCCACCACGCUCUCAGUUGGAAAGGCGUAGAUUUUUGUCUAUUUCUCUGUCUAUUCUUGUGUUACUGACUGAUUGUCUCUUGCUUUCAAUUCUACGUAGUGACGGUGUGGUGUCGAUGGGAGAGUACAUGGCCUUCAUGAUCAGUCGUGAAACAGAAAAUGUUGGCUCUAGCCAGGAAGUCAUCAACGCCUUCAAGGCGCUCACUGAGGGUGGAAAACGUCUUUAUGUUACUGAGGCUGAGCUCUAUCAGGUAAAAUCUACACCUCAAAUUUAAACUUAUGAGAGGGGAAGGAGAACGUAGCUUGAUUGAAACUUACUAGACGCCCCAUGAGAGCCAUCAUAUAAUGCUUGUAUUUGUUGAACGAUUUUCACGUCCCAGAGAAGUAUUUGAUUUGUCGUGAUGUCGGUCCUUGAAGUUUACUGUUAGUUUCCACAAAGCACAUAACUGGAUAAUGCCUCUCUUGCUGCUUUCGAUCUUGAUUUCUUUGCCUCUCUUUUUCAGUCUCUCACUAAGGAGCAGGCCGACUUCUGUAUUGAUCGUAUGAAUCCUUACGUUGACGACAAGGGCCGAGAAGUUCCGGGAGCUUACGACUACAAGACUUUCUGCGAGGAACUCUUCUCUUCUAGCUAA